CAUUUCAGCUGUAGUAGGCUAUGGUGAAGGGAGGAGAGAAAUGAAUGAGAAAGAAAGAGCGCAGAGAAACAGAAAGAAAGGCAGAGCUGGGGCAGCAGUGAAGUAGCAGGCAGACAGGAAGGCAUAAGGAAGAAAAAGCUAAGGGAGGACAGGAUUAGCAUUUUCUUCCUGCCUUCUCGGGGAGGGAGGAGGAAAGAAAGAAAGAGCUGAGACUGUGGAUUCUCCUUCUUUUCUUUCAUCAUCUCCUCCUUGCUGAAGCUGCUCUAAAUGUUCUCCCUUAGAGGAAGAGCUUUGGGGUAGCAUAGGAAAGGAGGUUGGCUUGCAUACUAAAGCUAUCUAAAGGUAGACGAACAUACAUCUGGGACGGAAGUUGCAGGCAUGGCUGCCAAAAGAGGCAAGUCUGGAGUACCACAGAAUGUGGCACGGAGUGAGCUGAAGGUCUACCGUACAGGUAGCACAGAGGGACGCAUCCCUGUGCCUACCAACCUGCGAAAGCAGAGGUCUCUGACCAACCUAGCUGUUUUAACGGAUGCCGAGAAGAAGAUGCAGCUCUAUGAGCCCAAGUGGUGUGACGACAUGGGCAAGGCAGGCACUAGCCACCUGAAGACAGGAAAGCCAAAACCAACAGGCGGAGGAGGAGGCGAAGGGCCUGGCAGUGCCCAACUAUCAAGGAACCUAUCAAAGUCAGAACAUUCUCUGUUUCAGGGCAAACCUAAACCCUUUACCCCGCUUGCUGCUCCUGGUGCCCUGGGGAAGACCCAGAGUCGUAUCCCUCGUGGCCCUUAUGCAGAAGUAAAGCCUCUUAGUAAAGCUGCAGAUGAUGGAAAGUCUGAUGAUGACAUCCUUUCCAGCAAGGCAAAGGUGGCAGGCAAGAAGACUGCAGCUGGGGUUCAUGGGGACUCUGAGGCCAAAGGCCAAGGUGAGGAAGGUGGUGAUAAGCCCUUUUUGAAGGUGGAUCCAGAGCUAGUGGUCACAGUUCUUGGAGAUCUGGAGCAGUUACUCUUCAGUCAGGUGCUUGAUCGAGAGUCUCAAAGGAAACGUACUGUUCAGAAUGUUCUGGAUCUCCGGCAGAACCUGGAAGACACCAUGUCCAGCCUGCGAGGGACCCAACUCAGCCACGGUUGCCUGGAUAGUAGCAUGUGCUAUGACAGUGAUGACACCAAUGCCCGUAGUGUCUCCAGCCUCUCCAACCGCUCCUCUCCACUGUCCUGGCGUCAUGGCCAGGCCAGUCCUCGACUACAGGCUGGCGAUGCCCCAUCUUCCACCGGUUACCCACUGGGUUCAAAAGCUGCAUCCCAAUACACCUCUCAUACCAUGCCUGCCCGGUGUUCAAGUCGCCUUGGCAACACCUCCCACAUUGAACUUAUUGAGACCCUGGACACAGGAGAUGGCGACCUUAAAUCCGGCUACCUGAGUGAUUCUGACCUAAUGAGCAAGAGUUUAAAUGAGGAUGAUGAUGAUGACGAUAAUCUUGCCAACGGGUGGGAUGAGAGCAGUUCCAUCAGCAGUGGUUUAAGUGAUGGCUCUGAUAAUCUCAGCUCAGAGGAUCUAAAUGCCAGCUCCUCACUGAACUCACUGCCCACGACACCAGUCGGCUCCCGACGGAAUUCCUCUGUCAUGCUCCGUACAGAUGCAGAGAAGCGCUCCCUGGUGGAAAGCGGACUUGCUUGGUACAGCGAGGACAACAAGGCCUUGCAGAAAGCUGACGCCGGCUCUUAUGACACAGGCAGCCUGAAAACCAAGUCCUCAAGCAAAUACAGGAAGAGCAGACCAGCAGAGGGUGCUGCUCAGGAGAAGACUGCAAAACGAGAGCUGAAAAAGCCACAGAGCCUCGGACAGCCAGGCAACUUCAGGAAGGGCCAAAAUCCUCCAGUUGGCAUCACAUCUCCCAUCACACACACGUCUCAGAGUGUGCUGAAAGUGGCAGCAACACCUAAAGGAGACACUAAGGCAGUGGAUAAACAGAAGUUGUCCUUAAAGACUUCAGGCCUGCAGCGUUCCCGCUCAGAUGCAGGUCGGGAGAGCGUCGAGCACCGCAAACCCCCCUCAGGCCUAGUCAAACCCACUGCAGGAAGUUUUGGCUACAGGAAAGCUCCAACAACUGGCACGGCCACUGUAAUGACAGCAGGAGGUGCUACCAUCUCCAGCGGGUCAGCCACAGUGGGCAAAACUCCUAAGUCCUCAGGCAUUCCCACCAAGCCUGUUCCGGGAGGAGGUAGCCGGAAAAACAGCCUGGACGCCAGCAAUGGUGAGAACGGCUUCCUAGCACCAAACGCCCGCGGCAGCAUUCAAUACCGAAGUCUCCCUCGUCCAGCCAAGUCCAGUGCUAUGAGUUUAACGGGGCGAGCCGCCUCUCGUCCCGUUAGCAGCAACAUCGACGCCAGCCUCCUUAGCCUGAAGCCCAUGCCUGCUUUACCUGCUACCAUGCCCACUAGAGGAAAGGAUGGUAGUAUAAAGGUAGGCAUUCGACCUAGCAACUUUGGGCCUGUUAACCAGACAGACAGGGAGAAGGAGAAGGAGAGGGCUAAGGCUAAAGCGGACCUGGAAAACAACUCUCUGAAGAGUGAGAACCAGAGAGAGAGUUGUGGAGAGAAUUUAGAGCAGAUCCACAGGACACGCAGGACUAGCACAAGCAAAUACUCAGAACUGUGUUCUCCAACUACCACACCACGAAUGCUGACUAAGUCUCUUGCACACCCUCCAAGCCUGGUGCACCUGGACAAGUUGAACUCCAACAGCCUGGAUUCAUGUGUGACUAUCGAAGACCUUCCACCUAAAAUUCCUCCUUACUCCAAGCUGCAGGACCUGGUCAGUUCACGAAUGCCUAGUCGUCUCACACCCAGCCCUGCUCCAGUGCUCAACAUUGACUCGCCAAGCUGCUUCUCCGGUCAGCCGCUUUCUCUGAGCAGCUCCCCUCUCUUAUACCCUAAGAUGUCUGGUGUCCACCGCAGCAUGGAGUCCCUGUCCCUGCACAUGAGCCUGCCACCCAGCGUGGAACUCAAAGACAAAGAGGAGUCCACAUGCAGGACUAUGGGCACAUGGGGGGCAGGGAAUCGCACAUCGGUCACCUUAAAUGACAGUUUACAAACUGACAGGAACACCUUACCCAAGCAAGGACUAAGUCGCUAUGGCAGUAGCCAAUCGGAAUUAGAAGGGAAGGAGCGUCGCCACUCCCACACGAUAAUGAGCAUGGCUGAGUCUGAGAGCCCACCCCAACUUCCAUCGCCAACUCAUUUGAGCCAGUCUUUUGCUGGCAAAACACCACCCACCAAUGUGGUGGCUCCCAUUACAUGCUCGAACACCACCCCUCGCAUCACUCGCUCCAACAGUAUUCCGGCCAACGAGGGCAGCUAUGACCUGUAUGCAAGUUCCCCAAUGGGAAGCUCAAUGUCACUGGCCGAUCGGCCUAAAAGCAUGAUGCGCUCUGGAUCCUUCCGGGAGCCUGGAGAGGACGUCCACGGUUCUGUUCUAUCCCUGGCCUCCAACGCGUCAUCGAACUACUCAUCGACAGAGGAGAGAAUGCAGGGAGAGCAAAUCCGCAAACUAAGGCGUGAACUUGAAGUAUCUCAAGACAAAGUGGCCAACCUGACGAAUCAGCUGUCCACUAACGCAGGCCAGGCUAACCUGGUCGCUGCGUUCGAACAGAGUCUGACGCUUAUGACUGCUCGCCUGCAGAGCCUGUCUGUCAGCUCUGAUCAGAAGGACGUGGAGCUACAGGACCUGAGGGAAACCAUUGACAUAUUGCAAUCUAAGAGCACAGAGGCCCAGGUUAUCAUCCAUGGAGCACUCAACAACCCAGACUCCACCCCCAAAGAACUACAGAUUAACAGGCAGAAUUCAUCUGAAAGCAUUGCCAGCAUGAACAGCAUCACCAGUCAUUCUAGCCUGGGCAGCCUAAAGGAACAAGAUGCCAAGAAAAAGAAGAAGAAAAGCUGGGUGUAUGAGUUGAGAAGUUCCUUCAAUAGGGCUUUCUAUAAAAAGGGCUCCAAGUCGUACUCGGAUAUUGAGGAAAUUGCCACCCCAGAGUCCUCAACGCCUUCCUCCCCUAAAAUCCAUCACGAUGUAGAAAAAUCACCAUUUUCUCUAAAUGAAUCGACAUGUAUUUCCUCUUCUGAACUGGGCGACAGCAGUGAGGGCGCAGAACCCGAUGAGAAGGUGGUGUCUGAGCUGCGCUCUGAACUCUGGGAGAAAGAACGCAAACUUACAGAUAUUAGGCUGGAGGCCCUUACUUCUGCUCACCAGCUGGAGCAGCUACAGGAAGCCAUGAGCAAAAUGCAGAUGACUGUAGAAAAUCUAAAGGCAGAAAAUGACCAGCUGAAGACAGGUAGCUCCAGACCGCCAAGCUCCACUUCCCAGUCCUCCGGGCUUGGCUCGUUGGGCACCUUGUCACCACGGCAAUCUGUGGCAUCUCUUAGCAAAACGUUUAGCAUGGGAGCAACUGAAAGCUUAAACACAGAUGUAUUUCAAAGUCCUACCUCGACCCUGCAGAAGGAUGAGAGCAUCGUCAGAGUGUUGGUGCGCAUACCCAACCAGCAAGUGAUUGAUGAGGAGGUUAAACAACUGGAAUUCUUCAUUGGUCUGAUCAAACUCAGUGGGCAGACCGACUGGUGCACGCUUGACUCUGCCAUCUGCAAAGCUUUUAAAGACUAUUUAUCAGUGGUGGACCCAAGCUCCAGCCUGGGCCUGUCUCAGGACUCUAUCUACAGCUACAGCCUUAGUCAUCUAAAGAGGGUGCUAGGGGCUCAGCCACCUGAGACUCCACCAGUACGCUGCCUUAGCAAGAGUUCCACCUGCAUCAACGUGGCUCUCAAAGGUCUGAAGGAGAAGUGUGUGGACAAUGUGGUGUUUGAGACGCUUAUCCCGAAGCCUAUGAUCCAGCACUACAUUAGUUUGCUGCUGAAGCACCGGCGUUUGAUCUUAUCGGGCCCCAGCGGCACAGGGAAGUCUUACCUCUCCUCCCGCCUGGCUGAGUACCUGGUGGAGCGCAGUGCCCGAGAGAUCACCCCUGCCGUCGCAGUCUCCUUCAACAUGCACCGUCAGACCUGCAAGGAUCUCCAACUCUACCUGUCUAACCUGGCAAAUCAAAUUGACCGGGAAACCAGCACAACUGAAAUCCCACUUGUCGUUGUGCUUGAUGAUGUACAUGAUGCUGCAUCUAUCAGCGAAUUAGUUAAUGGUGCUUUAACAUGUAAAUAUCACAAAUGUCCAUAUAUUAUAGGGACCACAAAUCAGCCAGUGAAGAUGACCCCUAACCACAGCCUGCACCUUAGCUUCAGGAUGGUAAUGUUCUCCAAUAACGUGGAGCCAGCCAAUGGCUUUCUAGUGCGCUACCUGCACAGGAAGCUAAUGGAAGCAGAGGAGCCCAGAAGCCUGACAAAUGAGGAUCUUCUACGGGUGCUAGAUUGGGUUCCCAAGCUUUGGUACCACCUCCACGCUUUCCUGGAGAAGCACAGCACCUCUGACUUCCUUAUUGGGCCGUGCUUUUUCCUGUCCUGUCCAGUGACGGUUGAUGAGUUUCGCUGUUGGUUCAUUGACCUGUGGAACCACUCAAUCAUUCCUUACCUGCAAGAGGGAGCCAAAGAUGGUAUCAAGGCACAUGGUCAGAAGGCAGUGUGGGAGGACCCAGUGGAGUGGGUGCGGGAUUCUCUUCCUUGGCCCUCUGCCCAGCAGGACCAGGCCAAGCUCUUCCAUCUGCCUCCACCCAGCAUGGGUGCAGCCAGCCCGAGUCAAGCUGGAGAUGAGCGGCCCCACAAAGAAACCCCUCCUAGCUCAAUGGAGUCGGACCCACUGAUGGCAAUGCUGCUAAAACUGCAGGAGGCAGCCAAUUAUAUUGAAUCACCAGAAAAAGAGGCAGAUCCCAAACUGCCCACGCUAUGAACACAAAUAUAUACUGAGCCUUCACUGAUCUGUUUCAUCUCUCCAGUGGUUCGGACCAAACUCAGAGGUCCUAAUGCAAACUCCUGAAUUAUAUCUUCAUUGUCAUAAAUUACUAAAAGGAAUUAUGUCAGUAUUCUUCUAACAGAGAACAUAAGUCGUUUUUUCUUGGUUGUUGGUUGACACACCUGGUUUUGCUUUCCUGUUUAUAUAAUAAUGUAUGUACAUUGCAAAAAUAUUUGUUAUAAAACGUGUCAUAAAAGCCAAUAGAUACUUUUAGUCACACACAAAUAGGUACUUUUGUUACAAACAGAAAUAUAUAAUGCUUGUACCUGCAGAUUAUGUACAUCCUACAGUUUACAUACAGCAUAAUCAGUAUAUGUUUUUCUUUCCAUGAGCAUUUACUGUUCCACUGCUGCCCACAGUACAACUCAAGGAAGCAGGUGUUACGUGCUAAUUUGCUAGCAUGCACAAACUGCAUUCACCUCACAGCCUCUGAGGAAAACAGUGCAUCCAAUAGAUUGCAGUGAUCAAGCACAUCUGCCCGGCCAUUAACUUCAGUGAUCGUCUACCCAAUAUCUAAACUGCAUGCUGGAGCCUGUGACUGCUUUGAACUUUAGAAACACCUUGGGUUUCUUACGGUCUUGUUUUCCUGCCAGAGUGUCAUUUUGGCAAAAAAUUCAAUGCCAUUAAAAAAAAAAGGCAAAGUUCUGGAAAGUAUGCUAUUCUGUCCCCUGUAGGGGGCAAUGUUUAUCUCCAAAUCUACAUUGUCACACUACUGGCAAUGUUUGGGAGUCAGCACUUCAACCGUACAUAGCAAAGAGCAUGGAGAGUGUUUGCAGUAGCUGAAUGCUAUUUCUGUAAUCUCUCUAACAGCAUAACGUUUCUCUAUUCUUUUUAUGUAAUAGUACUGUAGUAAGAUUUUAUUCGGCUUCGAAACUAAGCUCAGGGGGGGUGGGUAAUCUCAGGCAUUCAGAUAUGAUCAUUUGAUAUUGCUGUACUUUUGGUUAAAGGCUCUCUUGUAGCAUAUGGUGCAAAUGUCUCAAAAUGCAAAAACCAAAUACUCAAGUGUUGAAACCUGCUCAGACCUGCUCGGUACCAGCCAUGAGUUCGGAGUAGGAGAGAAAUGGCCCCUACUGCCCCUGCAUUGAGAGCUUCUAAACGAGAAUUCUAGAAAAACGUAGGAUAUUUUGAUUUAUUUGGUGCUAUCACCCGCCUCUAGGAAAAUAACAAUUUUUCCAUGCAGUGGUCUUAUAUUUAUAGGUGCUUUAUCUCAGUAAAAUAGCCUUACGGUCUCAUAGCAUACAAUGGCAUCUUCAUGAAGUAACUACCAGACACUUACUAUCCAUCCAAUAACUUUACAGCACUCCUUUCUACUUUAAAUAGCUGUGGCAUGUCUUAACAUUAUUCCUUAUCCAAUGUUACAAUUAAAGCCUAUCAUAAGCAUAUCAUAACAGUAUUUUUCUGGUAAUGAAUCUAAAGGUGAAGUUGCGUGCUGCUUUAUCAGAAGAUCUGACAUUAGGCACUGUAGUAAAACUAUGAGGCAUGAACUUUGAUACGCUCGGCUAGGAAUGUACUGCAUAAACUAGAGGAUGUUCAGUUGCUCAAAAUUAGCAGUGGACCAGUAAUUCCCCACACCUUUGCCAGAAAACACAAAGCAUAUCAAUAUAUGCAUGUUUACAGGCAAAAUCAAUUUGAGUGGAUCAGUUGAAAAAUCUGCAUCAUUCCAAAUGGUUUCUGCAUUCAUUUUUUUUUUUUUGCCUUAAAUACUGUACUCGUUUAUGUUCAUCCAUGUAAAUACUGUGGUGCUUUAAAGUUUGAGAACACUUGAGAAUUUUUUUUCUUAUAUUUAUGUAUUUUUAUGGGAAAACAGAAAACCCAAGUACACAAUACCUGUGAGUGGGAAAAGUGUGUGAACCUUUGCUUUCAGUAUUUGGUGCGACCCCUCCUGCAGUAAAAUCUGAAAAUUGGGCCCAAACUAGGAUGCUUCCACCACCACCAAAAUGAUACUGUGUUCAUUUCUAGUGAGUUCAACAGAAUAGUUAUUUUUCCAUAAUUGUUAUGGACAGCAAUGGUUUUAAAUUCUCUCCCUUUGUACAAAAUUUGUUCACUCUGAAUUGUGAAUACAUGGUCUUAUUCUUAAAACCUAAAAAAGGUUCCUAAAAACCAUCAGAGUUGGAUAGAUCCCUGUUUUUUUUUUUAAAUAAAACAGGGUGCACACUCACACCUCAUUGUCAUUGGGUGGGCUGCAAACACGACUCUUAAAGUCCCUUUUAAUUACUGUUAAUCCCAGAGGUUCACAUAUGUUUGUCACUCACAGAUAUGUAAUCAUUUUCUUCAGUAAAUGAAUGACCAAGUAUAUUUUUUUUGUCUUAUUUGUUUAAAUGGUUUUAAAUUGGUCAAUCCUAAGGACUUUCUUUAUGAUGUUUUAGGUCGUGUUUGUGCAGAAAAUUCUAAACGGUUCACAACCUUUCAAGCAUCACAGUAUGUCAGUGACAGAAAUGUGAAAAAGGGUCUUAAAAAGGUCAUAUAGGAUUUAUCAGUAAAAGUGCCACAAAAUCCUUUAGAUAGGUAUUAUUUAUAUUCACAUACAGUAAGAUUGUCUAUUUCUGAAGUUUCUUUGUGCUGCUAUUCCCAACCUGCUUUGGGAGAUUUUCAUUUCAUUAUAUCCCCUAGGCUUAAGUCCUUAGAGUGGCUUUCUUUCCUUUAAAAAAGAGAUUGGAGCACUUCAAGCCCCAUUUAUAAUUUAUUUUAAAAGGGUAUAAGAAAAAGAUUGGCUUUUGUAAUCUAACAGUAUUAUUGGUAAUCUAGCAACAAAUUGAAAUAAAGCUGGAAAAAUAUACGGCUUAAUUUGCUUUUUACUUUGCUUCGAUGCAACUGAUGAUUAAAAAAAAAGAAAAAAGAAAAAGUAUUAUUCGGCCAUUAAUUAUACCUGUGCCUCAUGUUUGCCCCUGUAUGAAAUGGGAUGUUGGUAACAGAAGCCAUGGGGCUCUGUCUGCAUCACUUUUCUGGUUCAUGUGCCUGUAACUGUGAUGGCUGUGUUGUGUUGUGCCGUGUCUCCCUUAGGACUAUUCAACAACUUACUGUUGACUUUGGCAAAGAGGGAAGAUGAUUGUGAUGCUUUUGUUUGUUUCUCUCUCUCUCUCUCUCUCUCUCUCUCUCUCUCUCUCUCUCUCUCUUAGCCCCUUUUACAAAUGUUUUCAAAUGCAGUACACUACUAUAUACUGUAGAAACUAUACUACCUGCCCGAGUGGUGAUCACUGUUGUUCAUUUUGUUGAAGAAUUUCGAGAGCAUUACAUUGGAUGCAAAAAAAAAACCCAACCAAACAAAAAAAUGAGAUUUUUCUAUGUUGCCAAAGUUCCACUACAAAUAUUCUUUAAUGCAUCAGAUUUUUUUGUGGAGUAUAAGUUUGUUUUCAUAUGAAACAAUGGGCUAUAAUACAAGCCCUAGGUCACAAGUUGUUGAACAGUCCGCAAACCAUGCAAUGCUUGAUAUUGAUUCGAAAUGAAAAUAGUCUACUAUCAAAGGUAUGGUAACUAAUGUAACUUGCAAUGUGCAAUAGAUGUGCAAUGGGUUUCUAAAUGUUGUAAAAGCAUGUCACCUUUGUGUGAAAAAGAAUUUGGAAAUGGUCAACCUAAUGACUGACCAUUAUAAUAGGAUAUAGCCUUCUUGUUUGUAACUCUCCCCAGAUAAUUGUUAACGACCAAGUUUUUUUGUACAUAAUGUCAUAAUUGUAUACAUUGUAAAUAGCCAAGUCAUUUGCGACAACAAUCAUUUAGGAUCAGAAAUCUAGUAGAGACGUGGCUUGUAAAGGAGAAGCUGUUUGUUUGGAGUGGCCCUGUAAACCUGUGGGGAACCGGCAUGCUUUCAGAGCUCUCUGCAUAACCACGAGUCCAACAUUAUUCAUCUGCCAUAAUAAAACCACACCAUGUUCUUUAA
Molecule: messenger RNA, 9814 nt
Organism: Silurus meridionalis
Lineage: Eukaryota; Metazoa; Chordata; Actinopteri; Siluriformes; Siluridae
Gene: nav1b
Product: neuron navigator 1b
Exons: 31
Coding region: 379-5877 (1832 amino acids)
Biological process (GO): microtubule bundle formation; neurogenesis; neuron migration
Cellular component (GO): axon initial segment; microtubule cytoskeleton
Molecular function (GO): ATP hydrolysis activity
Source: RefSeq, a predicted model, not a curated record